Parnassius mnemosyne (clouded apollo) is the source of this 1158-nucleotide messenger RNA. Lineage: Eukaryota; Metazoa; Arthropoda; Insecta; Lepidoptera; Papilionidae. The record is from the annotation of a GenBank genome assembly.
AUGGUCAGGGCAGAUCUCACACUACGACAUAUAAAGACACAAAGACCCAGGAGGCACUUUGUUGGUAAGUUGAGUAUUCAAAACCUAAAAGAAGCUGCAAAUAAACUGACUGAAAGAUUUGCAGACUUUGAGAAAGAAACCAAGAACCUAGAUAUUCAACAGAAAUACGACUGGUUUGAGACUUCAAUCAAACUAGCAAAAAGUACCUGCACUAAUAAAGAAAAGAAGAAAAGCUAUUUAUCAAUAAAAACAAAAAAUCUACUCGAAGCAAGGAAACAAGUAAUCAGUUCCAGAGACACAGAGAAUCGUAGAAAACGCAUAUCAGAGCUGAGUAAAGAUAUAAAACAGAGUAUGAGAAGGGAUAGAAAACAAAACAGAAGAAAAAAAAUAGAAGAGCAAAUCAUUAGAACAGGAGGAACAAAAAAAGCAUAUAAAGAACUGUCAGAAUCAAAAGAUUGGGUCACAAAAGUUAGAAAUGAGAAAGGAAUAGAACAAAAUAGAAGAUCAGACAUAAAAGAUAUUGCUACAUCAUACUAUAAACAAUUAUAUGAGAACACACAAGAAGAACCUGGCGAAGUAAUAGUACUAAACGAUGAUGAGGAUGAGAGCAUACCCUAUAUACUGCAACGAGAGGUAGAAGUAGCAUUACAGUCCCAAAGUAAAGACAAAGCCCCAGGGCCAGAUGGCAUUGAAAAUGAAAUCCUAUUAAUGGCAAAAAAUGUCCUGUUACCAGUUAUCACGAAACUAUUUAAUGAAAUUUUCGCAAACGAAGUUAUCCCGAUACAAUGGACGCAAUCUAAUAUACAUUCGAUGGAGCGAAGCAUGAUGGGAAUCAGGAAAAAGGAUCGAGUCAGGUUAGAAGACAUUAGGAAAAACACAAAGGUUCGGGACAUAGCAACAAAAGUCAGGAAAUUAAAGUGGAAAUGGGCUGGGCAUAUGAGUAGAGGGAAGGAAAAGUGGAGCAGGAAGGUCACAGAAUGGUACCCCAGGAAUGGCAUAAGAAAGAGAGGGAGACCCCGCCAAAGAUGGGAGGACGACCUGGUCAAAUUCGCGGGUGUGACUUGGAACCGGGUUGCCAAGGAUAGAAACGAGUGGAAAAGGUUGGAGGAGGCCUUUGCCGAUUGGCAAUCAGCAGAAGACAAUGUAGAUUUUAUAUGA